Penicillium cosmopolitanum is the source of this 753-nucleotide messenger RNA. RefSeq lists its product as uncharacterized. Bases 1 to 753 code for a protein of 250 amino acids. Lineage: Eukaryota; Fungi; Ascomycota; Eurotiomycetes; Eurotiales; Aspergillaceae. The transcript has 2 exons. The record is from RefSeq and is a predicted model, not a curated record.
AUGGUUAUCGGCUUAUUUGUGGCCGUCCUAUUCGUCGACAUCUUCCAAUGCACCCCUAUUGCAUACGUUUACGACAUGUCGAUUGAGGGAGGAACCUGCAUCGAUCAAGGAGGAUUCUAUGUGUCUACCGCAGCACUCAAUCUCUUCACAGAUAUCAUGGUGCUGUCUAUUCCCAUCAUCAUCACUUGGAAUCUUCAAAUGCCCCUCCGACGAAAGCUUGCAGUCUGCGUGAUCCUGUGUCUUGGUGGAGUCCACAAGGUCGUAUCGGAUCCUACCUAUUCCAUUGGCUUUUGCAGCUCAGCCAUCGAAGUCAACGUGGCUGUUGUGACCGCCUGUGGUCCGUCAAUGAAAGCCAUCGCCAGCAAGUAUCUUCCUCGUCUGCUGGGAACAUCACGCGGUGGGGGUACCUCUGGCUAUGGGCCCGGGACCAGUGGAUCUCGUGGUGUCUUCCCUGGCUCCAAGUUUUCCAAACACAAGUCGCAGCUGCACUCCAAUGCCGACGACGGGUACGAGAUGGCGGAUCCGAGGCACCGUGUGGACAUCGGCCCAGGCGAAAGCGGGAACCACUUUGAUAUGCGCAAGUACAAGCGCAGCGGCGAUAGUCCCAGUAUCUCAAGCGGAAGUGAGGACGGAAUGGCCGGGAUUGUGAAGACAACUGAUGUAUCGGUGCGAUAUACCGUCGACGAGGUGAGCCCACAUCAUAAUAGCCGGUCGCAUGAUGGCAAACACACCAGUAUGGAUAGCUUGGUUUAG